Molecule: messenger RNA, 658 nt
Organism: Dimorphilus gyrociliatus
Lineage: Eukaryota; Metazoa; Annelida; Polychaeta; Dinophilidae
Source: the annotation of a GenBank genome assembly
UAUGGCAGAGUUAUUGGCUUUGAAAAUGCAAAUAAUGACAGACGAAUUUUAUUCUCACACCAGUUUGGCCGAUGAAAAGGUCAAAUCAGAAAAAGCGUACAUAAAGAAACUCCACGAGUUAAUUGAAUCUAGGACGAAGGCUCUACGAAAAUUCAUGAAAGAUAACGAAGAACAAUUAACAUCUAGGGCUCACGAUAUGUAUACUACAAGCGAUUUGUUUAAGAGAAUGUCUUCGACAAAUGGCAAAGAUUUACUCGAUGAAUUAAAAGAGUUGGAAGAGACGUUAAUGCAACAAACUCGUCGAUUGAUUACACACAGAGAAACAUUAAUUGAAGAGAGGAAAAGAUGCUUACGAAUUUUAGGGGCGGGGGAUGACCAAUCGUUAGAUGGCGCGUUAUCUCAAGGUUUAGCCGGCUCAGAUUGGUUUAUACCAACCAAACGUUCUCCAGCUUCCCGCAGAGCAAAGAGCUCAUUAACGGCGCCCAAGAAUUCCGAAGUAGUUAGGAAUGAGGAAGAGGCAGAGAGAAUGAUAAGGAAAUUACACAAACGACGGGCUGAAUUAUUGAAUCAAUUGGCAAAGAAAGAUCUCAAAAUAUCGGGAAUGGAGGAAAAAAUUGAGGAAUUAGAAAAUCAGCUAGAAGCAAUGAAAACAAAGUAG